GAUAGUGAAACGCACGCGCACUUUCAUUCACUCUGCAAAACUGGACAUACUGUAGAUUUAUUACCUGUGGAGUUGGUCUUCUAACUUGAAGUGACGGAAAGGACGUUCAAAGUUAUCCGGAAUUAUUUGCCACAUAAUUAUUUGUCAGCAUUAUAACAGCACCGGUUAUUCGUUAUCUUAUAAUGACAAAGAUAUUAACGGCUUAUUCUGUAGCCAGGUCAACAUUUCUGAGGCAAGGUUGGUUCAAUGGAAGAAACAGAAAUGCCAGCUGGAAGUCAACUCGCCUUUUCAGUCUAAAGGCCCAGAAUGCACACCUUGUCUUGGAGGAUGGCACUCGAAUGAAGGGUGUGUCCUUUGGAAAGAAUCGCUCUGCAGCUGGCGAGUUAGUCUUUAACACUGGACUUGUUGGGUACCCCGAAGCACUAACUGACCCCAGCUACAAGGGCCAGAUUUUGACCCUUACUUAUCCAAUUGUGGGAAACUAUGGUGUGCCAAAUACAAAGGAAUUGGAUGAACUGGGGCUGAUGAAGAAUGUGGAAUCUGACCAAAUUCAAGUGUCGGGGCUGCUGGUGCAGGACUAUAGUUUUGAGUACAGCCACUGGAACUCUGUCAAGUCUUUGGCUCAGUGGCUGCAUGAAGAAGAGGUACCUGCAUUGUUUGGCGUGGAUACCAGAAUGCUUACUAAAAUGAUUCGUGACAAGGGAACAGUCCUAGGGAAGAUUGAGUUUGACGGGGAGCCCGUUGAAAUUACUGACCCUAACCAGCGAAAUCUAAUCGCAGAAGUCUCCACAAAAGAAGCAAAAAUAUUUGGGAAAGGAAACCCCAUCAAAGUGGUAGCUGUUGACUGUGGGAUCAAACACAACAUCAUCAGGCUCCUUGUCAAGCGGGGAGCUGAAGUCCAUCUGGUGCCAUGGGACCAAGACCUGAUGAGCCUGGACUACGAUGGCCUGUUUCUUUCCAAUGGCCCUGGGGACCCCUCGUUAGCUGGCCCUCUCAUCGAAAAUGUCCGCAAGGUCUUACAGAGUGAUCGACCUCAGCCUGUGUUUGGCAUUUGUAUGGGAAACCAGAUUACUGCUCUUGCAGCAGGAGCUCAUUCUUACAAGCUGCCAAUGGGCAACAGGGGACAGAACCAGCCAGUGCUGAAUGUGAUGACGGGCCAGGCUUUUAUCACAGCACAGAACCACGGCUAUGGGAUUGACAGCCAGUCUCUACCAGAGGGCUGGAGCCCUCUAUUUGUAAAUGCCAAUGAUGGGACCAAUGAGGGUAUCAUGCAUACAUCUAAGCCAAUAUUCACAGCUCAAUUCCACCCAGAGGCAAAGGGAGGGCCUACUGAUACUGAGUUCCUGUUUGAUGCCUUCCUCUCGCUCAUCAAGAAGGGCAAAGGCUCCAGCAUAGUGUCUGUGAUGCCUAAGAAACCAGACAUUCCUCCCAGGGCCAAGGUGUCUAAGGUGUUGGUGCUCGGCUCAGGGGGCCUUUCCAUUGGCCAGGCAGGAGAGUUUGACUACUCCGGAUCCCAGGCUGUCAAAGCCCUAAAGGAGGAGAGCCUGAAGACGGUGCUGAUGAACCCCAACAUCGCCUCGGUGCAGACCAACGAGGUGGGCACCAAGCAGGCCGACUCGGUCUACUUCCUGCCCGUCACCCCGCAGUUCGUCACCGAAGUCAUCAAGACGGAGCGUCCAGACGGCAUCCUGCUCUCCAUGGGGGGCCAGACCGCUCUGAACUGCGGCGUGGAGCUUUACAACAGUGGAGUGCUGCAGAAGUAUGGGGUGAAGGUGCUGGGCACGCCUGUGGAUUCCAUCAUGGCCACAGAGGACAGGCAGCUCUUUUCAGACAAGCUCAUGGAGAUCGACGAGAAAAUUGCACCCAGCAUUGCUGUCAAGACGGUGGCAGAUGCCUUGAAGGCCGCUGAUGAGAUUGGCUACCCGGUCAUGCUCCGCUCUGCCUAUGCACUCGGGGGUCUGGGCUCUGGCCUGUGUGCCAACAAGGACAAGCUGGAGGAGACUGCACGGAAGGCUCUGGCCAUGAGCAGUCAGAUCCUGGUGGAGAAGUCUCUGCUGGGCUGGAAGGAGGUGGAGUACGAGGUGGUGCGUGACAUAGCCAACAACUGCGUCACCGUCUGCAACAUGGAGAACUUCGACCCGCUCGGCAUCCACACAGGCGACUCGAUCGUGGUGGCCCCCAGCCAGACGCUGUCCAACGAGGAGUACCACAUGCUGCGGGAGACGGCCAUCAAGGUGGUGCGGCACCUGGGCAUCGUGGGCGAGUGCAACAUCCAGUACGCGCUGCACCCCUCCUCGCUGGAGUACUGCAUCAUCGAGGUCAACGCCAGGCUGUCCAGGAGCUCGGCUCUCGCCUCCAAGGCCACCGGAUACCCUCUGGCGUUCGUGGCGGCUAAGCUGGCCCUGGGCAUCCCUCUGCCGGAGAUUAAGAAUGCGGUGUCGGAGAAGACCACGGCCUGCUUCGAGCCCAGUCUGGACUACAUCGUCACCAAGAUCCCCCGCUGGGACCUGGACCGCUUCCAGGGCAUGUCUCGCGAGAUCGGCAGCGCCAUGAAGAGUGUGGGCGAGGUGAUGGCGGUGGGUCGUACCUUUGAGGAGAGUAUGCAGAAGGCUCUGCGUAUGUGCCACCCCUCGGUGGACGGCUUUGUGCCGCGUCUGCCCCUGAAGAGGGCCUGGGAGGACGACCAAGACCUGAGGCAGGAGCUGGCCGUGCCCUCCAGCACGCGCAUCUUCUCCCUCGCCAAGGCUCUCCACAGUGGAGUGAGUGUGGACCAGAUCCACCACCUGACAGCCAUUGACAAGUGGUUCCUGCACAAGCUCGACCGCAUCACGGAGUUGGACCAGCACCUGGCCCAGUUCAACAGUGCCUCAGUGCCUCCAGAGCUGCUGCUGAAGGCCAAACAGGACGGCUUCUCCGACCGACAGGUGGGCCAGGCCCUGGGGACGUCCGAGGGCGAGGCCCGGGCGCUGCGGCUGAGGCAGAACAUCCGGCCCUGGGUCAAGCAGAUUGACACCUUGGCAGCAGAGUACCCCGCUGUCACCAACUAUCUGUACUGCACUUAUCAUGGAGAGGAGCAUGACCUGGACUUCGUUGACCAGGGUGUUAUGGUGCUGGGAUGUGGCCCCUAUCACAUUGGCAGCAGUGUGGAGUUCGACUGGUGCGCCGUGUCCAGUAUCCGCGCCCUGCGGCAGAUGGGCCAGCGCACGGUGGUGGUGAACCAUAACCCGGAGACCGUCAGCACCGACUUUGACGAGUGUGACCGGCUCUACUUCGAGGAGCUGACCCUGGAGCGCAUCCUGGACAUCACACAGCAGGAGGGCUGCACGGGCAGCAUUGUAUCCGUAGGCGGCCAGAUCCCCAACAACCUGGCCAUGCCGCUGCACCUGAACGGGGUGAAGAUCCUGGGCACCAACCCGCUCCAGAUCGAUCGCGCAGAGGAGCGCUCUGUCUUCUCCACCAUCCUGGACGAGCUGGGAGUCUCCCAGGCCCCGUGGAGGGCCCUCAACUCCCUGGAGGAUGCGUUUGCCUUUGCAAAUGAAGUCGGCUACCCAUGCCUGCUGCGGCCAUCUUAUGUCUUGAGUGGCUCUGCUAUGAAUGUGGCCUAUGGAGAGGAGGAGAUGAAGAGGUUCCUGGAGGAGGCAACGCAGGUCUCACAGGAACACCCCGUGGUCAUCACCAAGUUCAUCCGUGGAGCCAGAGAGGUGGAGGUAGAUGCUGUGGCCAAAACCGGCAAGGUGCUGGUCCAUGCCAUCACAGAGCACGUGGAGGAUGCAGGAGUUCACUCGGGAGACGCUACGCUGAUGCUGCCCACUCAGACCAUCAGCCAGGGCGCCCUGGAGAAGAUUAAGACUGCGACCCGGAAAAUUGCCAAGGCAUUUGAAAUUUCAGGGCCGUUUAACACUCAGUUCCUGGUGAAAGGCAAUGAUGUCAUGGUGAUUGAGUGCAACCUGCGAGCUUCGCGCUCCUUCCCCUUCGUGUCCAAGACCAUAGGCGUGGACUUCAUCAAUGUGGCCACGCGCGUCAUGGUGGGGGAGCCCCUGGACGAGGCCCGCCUACCCUCGCUGGAGAACCCCAUCAUACCUGUGGACUACGUAGGCAUCAAGGCUCCGAUGUUCUCUUGGCCUCGCCUCAGGGAUGCUGAUCCUGUUCUGCGCUGCGAGAUGGCCUCCACUGGAGAGGUGGCUUGCUUUGGACCAAAUAUCUACUCAGCUUUUUUGAAGGCCAUGCUCUCCACUGGCUUCAAGCUUCCUCAGAAGGGAAUUCUCAUUGGCAUCCAGCAUUCUUUCAGGCCCAACUUUCUGUUGACGGCUCACCAGCUGAAGGAGGAGGGAUUCAAGCUCUAUGCGACUGAAGGGACGUCAGCGUGGCUGAAUGCCAAUGACGUGCCCACCGCCCCCGUUGCCUGGCCCACGAGCCAAGACAAGCAGCAGGGAAGCCUGCCCAGCAUUAACACCCUCAUCAACAACGGUGACAUUGACCUGGUGGUGAACCUGCCCAACAACAACACACGCUUCAUCAAGGACAACUUCCUGAUCCGCCGCAUGGCCGUGGACCACGGGGUGCCCCUCAUCACCAACUUCCAGGUGGUCAAGCUGUUUGCUGAAGCCAUCAAGUACGCCAGCGAUCUUGACACCACCAGCCUGUUCCACUACAGGCAGCGCAACGCGACCAAAUAACGCUAAGAAGAGGAUGAUGACAACGACGACGCUAUACUGCCGCCACGCCUCUCCUUCACCUUGUGCAGCAAGUACCACACCAUUAUUUAGGUCUGGAGCCCUGGAGAAAAAAAAACUAAUUGUUCAAGGGCUUAUGGAACAGGGAUUAUUUCUCUCAGCGCCAGUUGUUUUUAUAUAAGUUAUAUUAUUUAUGGUGUUGUCGAGAAACCUCUCUCGCUCAUUCUCCACUCAUUAAUUCAGGCCCAUGGGCAGAGAUGUUUAUGUGUUUUUGUAUGUGUGUGUUUACCUAUGUGACCUCCUGAUCACAUUGAAAGGGGCAGUUGCCAUUGUUGGUUUCGUAUGCUAUUUUCUGCUAAUGUGUUGGCCAGUUCUCUCUCUCAGCAUAGUUGUUUACAGAACACUAAUUCCACACACAAAUCUUUACUCCCAUAUUGAGGGUAGAUUGUGUUGUUGUGAUAUUUUAUCCUGCAUCUAACACAAUCAAUAGUCUGUAGGCUUUACUUUUUUUUGCUCUGGGUGUGUGGGCGUUUGUGUGUGUGUGUGCGUAUGUGCAUGCCUGUGUCUCUGUGUGUAUGUGGGAGUGAAUGGCUUGCAUGUGUGAAAGGGUAGGUGUUUGAGUGGGAGGGAUCGUAGGAGUGAGGAGUAAAAAGGAUAUUUUGGUUCCUCUUUUUCAAAAUCUCUGACUGAGAAACUCCUUCCUUUGUGUCCAUGAUGUUUACAAGUGUUCUAUGUACAGUGCAGAGUGCCAACUGCAAUCUUUCAUACAAUGUGUAUAAAAUAACUUUUGAUUACCCACAGUUUCCUCCCUAAACUGCUACUGUACUUGAAAGCAUACCAUCAAAUGUGAGAAUCUACACAAUAAAGUCCCCUCUGUUUACAA
Messenger RNA from Engraulis encrasicolus (European anchovy), 5556 nucleotides. RefSeq names its product carbamoyl-phosphate synthase 1, mitochondrial (gene cps1). NCBI's taxonomy places the organism in Eukaryota, Metazoa, Chordata, Actinopteri, Clupeiformes, Engraulidae. Gene Ontology annotation, biological process: 'de novo' pyrimidine nucleobase biosynthetic process; L-glutamine metabolic process. Gene Ontology annotation, molecular function: ATP binding; carbamoyl-phosphate synthase (glutamine-hydrolyzing) activity; metal ion binding. Bases 183 to 4676 code for a protein of 1497 amino acids. The record is from RefSeq and is a predicted model, not a curated record. The transcript has 38 exons. Gene Ontology annotation, cellular component: cytoplasm.